AUGACACUUUACACAGCAGCAAGCGGACUGAAACGAGGGGAUAGCAUCCGGUUAGAUCUCUCCAUCCACCGAUCAGUCUUCUCCGAUAACCGUAUUCGGGUCCUAACCCGAUUCCGUUUACGGACCGGUUUCGAUCUGUUCGGUCGAAGUUAUCUUUACCGUACUUUCCCACCGUUUCCGUGUUCGCUUCUGCUUGUGGUUGAUUUGACAAGGAUCGCAUACCAGCAAAGCGAAUUCACGAAGAAGAUGGCGAUGCAGAAGGCUAAAGAGAUCGUUUCCAGCAAUGCCGUCGUUGUUUUCAGCAAGUCGUAUUGUCCAUACUGUGUGCAAAUAAAGGAUCUCUUGAAACAAUUGGGAGCUAAAUUCAUCGCCAUUGAACUCGACAGAGAAAGUGAUGGUAGCGAAGUUCAGUCAGCUCUUGCGGAAUGGACAGGACAACGCACUGUGCCUAAUGUGUUUAUAGGAGGCAAACACAUCGGUGGCUGCGAUUCAACAACUGGCUUGCAUAGUGGCGGUAAGUUGGUUCCACUGUUAACUGAAGCUGGAGCUAUCGCCGCAAAGACAUCCGCUUAA
Microthlaspi erraticum is the source of this 573-nucleotide messenger RNA. The record is from the annotation of a GenBank genome assembly. Lineage: Eukaryota; Viridiplantae; Streptophyta; Magnoliopsida; Brassicales; Brassicaceae.